This is a messenger RNA of Nematolebias whitei (Rio pearlfish), 951 nucleotides long. Its product is annotated as olfactory receptor 52K1-like. NCBI's taxonomy places the organism in Eukaryota, Metazoa, Chordata, Actinopteri, Cyprinodontiformes, Rivulidae. The coding region runs from base 1 to 951 and encodes 316 amino acids. Gene Ontology annotation, molecular function: olfactory receptor activity; G protein-coupled receptor activity. The record is from RefSeq and is a predicted model, not a curated record. The transcript has a single exon. Gene Ontology annotation, cellular component: membrane. Gene Ontology annotation, biological process: G protein-coupled receptor signaling pathway.
AUGGACCUCUCGUACAACACAUCCGUUUUUUUACACUUUCAAGGCUACAACCUGUCAAAUGAAAGUGUCGUCCCUGUAUUUAUUUUUGCAACUCUCAACUACAUGAUCAUAAUUUUCUGUAACCUUACUCUGAUUCUCACCAUCGUGCUGAACAAAUCUUUGCACCAGCCGAUGCAUCUCUUCCUGGUCAGCCUUCCUAUCAAUGACCUGAUAGGCUCCUCUGCGUUCUUUUUGCAGCUCAUUAAGGAAAUAAUGACAAACAGCAGAACGAUUUUAUUCUCAACUUGUGCCACACAAGCUUUUUUCAUCCAUCUUUAUGCAGCAACUACUGUGUUCAUUCUAGCUGCUAUGGCAUAUGAUCGAUACAUGGCCAUAUGCAACCCUUUGCAUUACAACACUGUUAUGACUAAAGCUCACAUUAUAAAAAUAGUCACAGCUGUGUGGACGUCUUGUCUAGCUUUAAUAGCUGGGCUAUUUAUUCUUCUUUUACGUUUGCGCUUCUGUCGAUCUGAAAUAAGUCACCCUUAUUGUGAAAAUACAACUUUGCUGGCACUGGUUUGUGACGAUACAACUAUAAAUAACAUCUACGGGCUUUUUAUAAGUGCUCUUUCACAAGUGAUAGCUAAUGCAACAGUUUUUUAUACUUAUCUCCAGAUUCUACUUGCAUGUUUUAGAACUAAACGAUCAGACACUAAAGCAAAAGCUCUGCAGACGUGUGCUACGCAUCUUUUUGUGUUUCUAUUGAUGGAAUGUUUAGGCCUUUUUUCUAUCAUAUCGUACAGAAUUAAAAACAUUCCGCCACAUGUGAGAAGAUUCAUUGGAGUGUCUACAUUAAUCUUCCCCCCAACAUUAAAUCCAAUCAUCUAUGGACUAAAAACAAAAGAAAUUCGUGAAAAGGUUAUGAUCGCUUUUAAGAAAAAGUUGGUUUUGACACGAUGCACUUUCUCGUAA